GAGGGUGACGAGAGGGUGACGAGGUAGAGUAGGAGGGUGACGAGGUAGGAGGUGGACGAGGUAGAGUAGGAGGUGGACGAGGUGGGCGAUGGAGGCAAUGUCCGAGUCGUGUGUGGGCGAGCAAAGCCUCACGGUCACUGAGCAGCAGGCGCCAGGUGACCACGGCCUCACCCUGCGGCUGACGAGGCCACGCGCGGAGCGGAGGGUCGUGUGGACCAGCGACACGAUUGACAACGAGCACCUGGGACGUCGCUCCUCCAAGUGCUGCUGCGUCUACCAGAAGCCGCGCGACUUCGGCGAGAGCUCCUCCGACAGCGAGACGGACGAGGGUGGGGGCAGCUGCGGCAACGCCCACUGCCCCCACGGCCACGCCCACGGCCACCCCGACCCCGCCCACGGCCACGCCCACGGUCACCCCGACCCAGCCCACGGCCACGGACACCCCGACCCCGCCCACGGACACGCCCACGGACACCCCGAC
Messenger RNA from Petromyzon marinus (sea lamprey), 481 nucleotides. The record is from RefSeq and is a predicted model, not a curated record. Lineage: Eukaryota; Metazoa; Chordata; Hyperoartia; Petromyzontiformes; Petromyzontidae.